Messenger RNA from Perkinsus marinus ATCC 50983, 334 nucleotides. RefSeq names its product cytidine deaminase, putative. The record is from RefSeq and is a predicted model, not a curated record. Gene Ontology annotation, molecular function: tRNA-specific adenosine-34 deaminase activity. The transcript has 3 exons. Gene Ontology annotation, cellular component: nucleus; cytoplasm. The annotation marks the transcript as partial. NCBI's taxonomy places the organism in Eukaryota, Perkinsozoa, Perkinsida, Perkinsidae. Gene Ontology annotation, biological process: tRNA wobble adenosine to inosine editing.
AUGCAUGAUGAUAAGGAGGAGGAGGAAGGUAGUCAUGAUCACUUCAGUGUAGAUGAUAAGAGGUUCAUGCGAGUAGCCUUAGCAGCAGCCCAAGAGGCAUACGAUACUGAUGAGGUACCUGUUGGAUGUGCCUUUGUAUCGAAUGGUGUGGUAUUGGCUACUGCUGGUAAUGAGACCAAUCAUACUAGGAAUGCUACAAGGCAUGCUGAGCUUGUGGCCACUGAUAAGAUAUAUGAUAAAUAUAAAUCAUGUGAUGCCAUACGACAUAGUACCCUAUAUGUAACAGUAGAACCAUGUGUUAUGUGUGCUGCAGCCCUUCAUAUACUUGGUAUAA